AUGGCGCUGCCGCUGGGUGAGGGCGUGGGCGGGAGCCGGCUGCGGCGGCAGCUGGAGUCGGGGGGCUUCGCGGCGGGCGAGUACGUGAAGCAGCUGUCGCAGCAGUCGGACGGGGACCGGGACCUGCAGGAGCACCGGCAGCGCAUCCAGGCGCUGAGCGAGGAGACGGCGCAGAGCCUCAAGCGCAACGUCUACCAGAACUACCGCCAGUUCAUCGAGACGGCGCGCGAGAUCAGCUACCUGGAGAGCGAGAUGUACCAGCUCAGCCACAUCCUCACCGAGCAGAAGGGCAUCAUGGAGGCCGUCACCCAGGCCCUGCUGCUGCAGGCCGACCGCGACGACCCCGCCCUGGGCGCCCGCCGCGCCGCCGCCGACCCCCACAGCAACCCCUUCCUCCCCCUGUCGGCCAAGGAGGCCGCCGCCAGCGAGGAGGGGCGGCAGCGCACGCUCACCACCCUGCUGGAGAAGGUGGAGGGCUGCCGGGACCUGCUUCCCGAGAGCCCCGGCAAGUACCUCGUCUACAACGGCGACCUGGUGGAGUACGACGCCGAUCACAUGGCGCAGAUCCAGCGGGUGCAUGCCUUCCUCAUGAACGACUGCCUGCUGGUGGCCACCUGGCUGCCGAACCGGCGUGGUGCCUACCGCUACGAUGCCCUCUAUCCCCUGGAAGGGUUGGCUGUGAUCAAUGUCAAGGACAACCCGCCCAUGAAGGACAUGUUCAAGCUGCUCAUGUUUCCCGAGAGCCGCAUCUUCCAGGCCGAGAAUGCCAAGAUCAAGAAGGAGUGGCUGGAGGUGCUGGAGGAGACCAAGCGGAACCGCGCCCUCAGUGAGAAGCUGAGGCUGGAGCAGGAGGCCCCGCCACGGACUGCUCCGCCACCUCCUGAGGCCACCAAUCCCUUUGACAGAGAAGAUGAAAAGGAACCCCCACCUGAGGAGGAGACAGUAGAUCUGUCCCUGGAGUGGAUCCAGGAGUUGCCUGAAGACCUAGAUGUCUGCAUUGCCCAGAGAGAUUUUGAGGGGGCAGUGGACUUGUUGGAUAAGCUGAAUGAGUAUUUGGGAGAUAAGGUCAUGAGCCAGCCAGUGAGGGAGCUACGAGCCAAGGUAGAUGAACGAGUCAGGCAGCUCACCGAUGUGCUGGUGUUUGAGCUAUCUCCCGAUCGGUCAUUACGAGGUGGUCCUAGGGCCACUCGCCGGGCUGUGUCCCAGCUCAUUCGCUUGGGCCAGUCUACCAAGGCAUGUGAACUUUUCUUGAAGAACAGGGCAGCUGCUGUACACACAGCCAUUCGUCAAUUGCGCAUUGAGGGUGCCACUCUGCUCUACAUCCACAAGCUUUGCCAUGUCUUUUUUACCAGCCUGCUGGAGACUGCCAGGGAGUUUGAGACAGACUUUGCUGGUAACAGUGGCUGUUACUCUGCCUUCAUUGUGUGGGCCCGCUCGGCAAUGAGGAUGUUUGUAGAUGCCUUUAGCAAGCAAGUAUUCGACAGUAAAGAGAGCUUGUCCACUGCUGCUGAGUGUGUGAAGGUAGCGAAGGAGCACUGCAAGCAGCUCAGCGAGAUUGGGCUGGACCUCACUUUCAUCAUUCAUGCCCUGUUGGUGAAGGAUAUCAAAGGAGCUUUGCAGAGCUACAAGGAUAUCAUCAUUGAGGCCACCAAGCAUCGCAACUCUGAAGAGAUGUGGAGAAGGAUGAACCUGAUGACCCCAGGGGCUCUGGGAAAACUCAGAGAGGAGAUGAGGAGCUGUGGAAUGAGCACUUUUGACCAAUAUACUGGUGAUGACUGCUGGGUGAACCUUAGCUACACUGUGGUGGCUUUUACCAAGCAGACUAUGGCCUUCUUGGAGGAAGCACUCAAGCUUUAUUUCCCAGAGCUGCACAUGGUUCUACUGGAAAGCCUAGUGGAGAUUAUCCUUGUGGCUGUCCAGCAUGUCGAUUACAGUUUACGGUGUGAACAGGAUCCUGAGAAAAAAGCAUUCAUCAGGCAGAAUGCAUCUUUUCUUUAUGAAACUGUCCUUCCUGUUGUGGAGAAAAGAUUUGAGGAAGGGGUUGGAAAGCCAGCGAAGCAACUACAGGAUCUGAGAAAUGCUUCAAGACUGAUGCGUGUAAAUCCUGAAAGUACAACUUCUGUAGUAUAAAUGAAAUCCGUAUGUUCUCUUCAGAAGUCUACAGUGUACUUUCAAUAAUGUUGUCUAUGAAGAUAUAUUUUGUAAAUCUUUUCCAAAUCCCUGAAAGCUGCAAAAUUCCAUCUGCAACCUUGUUUUAACUAAAGAUUCAUAAACCAAAUCUGAAAACAAGGAAGGGAAAGAAAAAUCAAAUAAUUAAGGAGAAAAAGCAUUGGAGUCAUAUAAUCUUAUAUUGCAUGUCUCCUUUCCCCAUUAAUAGCCUCUGUUGUGAUGUUUUAUAUUCUGCUUUGGGCCGAAUAAAAUAUUAGUGAAAUAUCUA
This is a messenger RNA of Dermochelys coriacea (leatherback sea turtle), 2437 nucleotides long. RefSeq names its product exocyst complex component 8 (gene EXOC8). The transcript is spliced from 2 exons. Bases 1 to 2130 code for a protein of 709 amino acids. Gene Ontology annotation, biological process: exocytosis; intracellular protein localization; Golgi to plasma membrane transport. Lineage: Eukaryota; Metazoa; Chordata; Testudines; Dermochelyidae. The record is from RefSeq and is a predicted model, not a curated record. Gene Ontology annotation, cellular component: exocyst.